Molecule: messenger RNA, 243 nt
Organism: Penicillium chermesinum
Lineage: Eukaryota; Fungi; Ascomycota; Eurotiomycetes; Eurotiales; Aspergillaceae
Exons: 1
Coding region: 1-243 (80 amino acids)
Source: RefSeq, a predicted model, not a curated record
AUGAAGACAAUGACAGGAUGCGCGACCAAAACGAACGUAAAGUUGAAGCUAUGCAUCAACUACUUCGACACCCCGAGCAGAUUUGUAGUAGAUGGUCCAUGGGUUCUUUUUGACCAAGGAUAUGAUGUUCGUAUUGGUGACCGCAUAGCUCUGACCGCCAUCUUCUCUUCGCUGGUCCACUUUCGUUUUAGUGCGACUGAUCCAGGCCCGGGCGAUCGUGGGCGAGCGUGGCGUCUGGGGUGA